Messenger RNA from Ceratitis capitata (Mediterranean fruit fly), 1457 nucleotides. It is a transcript of the gene Mettl14, whose product is annotated as methyltransferase-like protein 14 homolog. Gene Ontology annotation, cellular component: nucleus; RNA N6-methyladenosine methyltransferase complex. The record is from RefSeq and is a predicted model, not a curated record. The transcript is spliced from 4 exons. Lineage: Eukaryota; Metazoa; Arthropoda; Insecta; Diptera; Tephritidae. The coding region runs from base 139 to 1359 and encodes 406 amino acids. Gene Ontology annotation, molecular function: mRNA binding.
UAUCUCCCAUAGUGAAUGUGUUAUAAAUUCCAUUGUGCAGCCGGUGUUUUCUUUUAAGAUUUUAUUAAAUCUAAUAAAAAGUGUUUAUUAUUCAUAAAAUAUAUAUUUUUCUGUUUAGUUUUGUAAAAAUUUAUAAAAAUGAGUGAUAUUUUAAAGAUUUCACAAGAACGCUCACGCAAGCGAAAGCAGUUGUUGGCUCAAACGUUAGGUCUUUCUAGUGUCGAUGAGCUAAAAAUUGUAUUAGGAACUGCUGACGAUAUGAAUAAUGGCGCUGGCAGUAGUUACUCCGGUUAUGGUGGACAACGCAGCGGUUCCGUCAGCAAUAGUAGAGACGACGAAGGGGGAAGUGGCGGUAAAAAGACGCCUGGUGAAAUAAUUUAUCGUGACUCCUCUACAUUUUUAAAGGGUACACAAUCAUCAAAUCCGCAUAACGACUAUUGCCAACACUUUGUCGAUACUGGACAGAGACCACAAAAUUUUAUACGCGAUGUUGGUUUGGCCGAUCGCUUCGAGGAAUAUCCAAAGUUACGAGAACUUAUACGCUUGAAGGACAAACUAAUUCAAGACACUGCGUCAGCACCAAUGUAUUUGAAGGCCGAUUUAAAGACGUUGGACUUAAAAGGUUUAGGUUCAAAAUUUGAUGUAAUCUUGAUAGAGCCACCAUUAGAGGAAUAUGCUAGAGCAGCGCCAUCGGUAGCAACAGUAGGUGGUGCACCCCGCGUAUUUUGGAAUUGGGAAGAGAUUCUGAAUUUAGAUGUUGGCGAAGUAGCGGCACAUCGUUCUUUUGUUUUUCUAUGGUGUGGUUCCUCCGAAGGUUUAGAUAUGGGACGGAACUGCUUAAAAAAAUGGGGAUUUCGUCGCUGUGAGGAUAUUUGUUGGAUACGUACAAAUAUCAAUAAACCUGGACACUCAAAGCAACUAGAACCGAAAGCAGUAUUUCAACGUACAAAGGAACAUUGCUUAAUGGGUAUCAAAGGCACUGUGCGUCGUUCUACUGAUGGUGAUUUUAUACAUGCCAAUGUGGAUAUCGAUUUAAUAAUUUCGGAGGAAGAUGAAUUUGGUAGCUUUGAGAAACCAAUUGAAAUAUUUCACAUAAUUGAGCAUUUUUGUUUGGGACGCCGACGUAUGCAUCUAUUUGGCCGUGAUUCUAGUAUACGACCCGGUUGGCUAACAGUUGGACCGGAAUUAACAAAUUCGAAUUUCAAUGCAGAAUUGUAUCAAACUUACUUUGCCGAAGCACCGGCUACAGGUUGCACCAGUCGGAUCGAAUCAUUACGCCCGAAAAGUCCACCAGCUAACAGUAAAGUAUUGAGAGGGCGUGGACGUGGUUUUCCACGAGGUCGCGGUCGGCCUAGAUAAACGCUCAAUGAAUGUUCGUACCGAAAAAUAUGUAAUGUACACUUUGUUUAAAUAAGCAUUUCAAAAACUAAAACAAAAUGUGAAAUUUUUUGCCAAAA